AAACAUCUUUUUUGAUUGUGGAAAAUAAAUUGGACAACUUUUAAAAUUGCUUUUCAAAAAUAAAUUAAAAAUGUGUGAGGAAAUAAUUGAAGAAAUAUUUGAUUUAACUGAAUUGGCAAUUGAAAAUUUAGAUUUGGACGACUAUGAAGAUAUUGAAAUCAUUCUGGAAUUACUUCAAUGCUGCGAAAGUGUGGGCAAUAUUCGUAACAAAAGGCAAAAGAGGGAAUGGGUAAAAAAAUGGCGUUUAGAUAGAGUGGAACGCGGAACAUUUUCGUUUCUUAUGAACGAUUUAUUUAAUGAUUCUUCAUCAUUUUUAAACUACAUAAGAAUGAAACCUGAAACUUUUAACUAUAUACUUUCUAAAAUAGAAAAUGAUUUAAAAAGGCAAGAUACGUUAAUGAGGAAAUCAAUAACUCCUGCAGAGAAAUUGGCUGCCACUCUACGGUAUCUUGCUACAGGAGAAUCUUAUAAAAGUACGAAUUAUCAAACAAGAUUGUCUGAAUCACUUCUUUGUGGUGCGAUUCCUGAAGUUUGCAAUGCUAUUUGGAAACAUUUCAAAGAUGAAUUUUUAAAGUUUCCGGCCACUAAAUCUGAUUGGCAAAAUAUUGCCGAUAAUUUUGCCAUAAAGUGGCAAUUUCCUAACUGCUUGGGUGCAUUAGAUGGUAAGCACAUCACUUUUCAAGCACUCCGCAAAGAUGGAUCAUUUUUUUAUAACUACAAAGGGACAAACAGUAUUGUCUUAUUGGCUCUAGUUGAUGCGGAUUGCCGGUUCAUAUAUAUAGACGUCGGAUGUAACGGUCGCACCCAUGAUGCUGGAGUUUUAUUGCAAAGUGAUUUGAAAAACAUUAUAGACAAUGCCGAAACUUACUUCCCUGAGGAUAAAGUAAUAGGAAAUGGAAGAAGGCUACCAUUUGUUAUAAUUGGCGAUGACGCCUUUCCGCUUCAAAGGCAUAUUAUGAAGCCGUACUCUUCCAACACCACAAUAAAAAAAGACAAAUUUUCAAUCUUCGUCUUUCACGUACUAGGCAAGUUGUAGAAAGAGCCUUUGGGAUUAUGGCCACCAGAUUUCGGAUUUUUCAAAAUAAAAUGUAUUUGUCAGUAGAAAAAGUGGAGGUGAUUACGAAAACUUGUUGUGUUUUGCACAAUUUAUUAUGUGUAAAAAAUAAUUAUUAUUUAAAUGAGCCAUUAGACACAGGUUGUAACUCUUCGACUCCGUUUACUACUGGCACUGAGAGAAAUUCUGGAAAGGGAGCAGCACAGUCUAUACGACAAGCUUUUGAAGAAUAUUUUAACAAUGAAGGAAAACUUAACUGGCAAGAAAAUAAAUUGUAAUAGACAUUAUAUAAUAACUAGACUUUAUACAUAAAGAAAAUCUACAUUUUUUUAAAUUAA
Messenger RNA from Lucilia cuprina (Australian sheep blowfly), 1392 nucleotides. RefSeq lists its product as uncharacterized. The transcript is spliced from 2 exons. Bases 71 to 1036 code for a protein of 321 amino acids. The record is from RefSeq and is a predicted model, not a curated record. Lineage: Eukaryota; Metazoa; Arthropoda; Insecta; Diptera; Calliphoridae.